Molecule: messenger RNA, 1093 nt
Organism: Penicilliopsis zonata CBS 506.65
Lineage: Eukaryota; Fungi; Ascomycota; Eurotiomycetes; Eurotiales; Aspergillaceae
Exons: 2
Coding region: 349-852 (167 amino acids)
Source: RefSeq, a predicted model, not a curated record
GCUGCCUGCCGAUCAGAGGGAGUCUUAACGUAGGACGAGGACCACCUCAUCACUUGUUCUGUAAUUCAACGAUCCAGAUUAUUUGGAAAUACCGUUACCAUUGGAAUUGCCCUUUGUGAGAUCAGUUAUAUGUGAUGCCCAGGAAAGUCUGCCCUGACGAUGGUAGUCUCUCGCCGCAGUCGUCCUCAUCGUUGAGCUUUGUCGGAACCUAGCAUCGAAGCUUCACAAUUGCCCUGAUUACAGAAUAAUUUAAUUGGAUUUGACAAGUCCGAAGUCUCUCUGGAUACACUUGAAUAGUUUCUGUCUCGUUGAACAUUGAUCACGCGUUUUGACCUGGGAACUUGAACGAUGUCCUUCAAAGGGAAAAAUCUCUCUUAUGAGAGCAAUGAGCCUGCGUUUAUACGUCGGUUGAAGAGCCAGUUUGGAAGCAAUGACGGUCGCUUGGAGCGCCCUGCAGCGCGUCCUCGUUUAGCGAUGAACAAGAACGAUGACGACGACGAGCCGACAUAUGUUGAUGAAGCGACCAAUGAGGUUAUUACAAAGGAAGAGUACGAGAUGAUGGUCCAGGGCAGUUCGAAGACAGAAGACCAGGACAAGUCGAAGGACCAGGCGGAUCAAACGCGUCCAGAGGACGCCGCCGACAAAGACAGCGCGACAGGUGCUAAUAAGGACACAUCGACGACACAUAAGCAGGCCAUGGCAGAUAUUGGAGGCCCUAAGAAGCGAAAACAGGCCAAAGUGAUCCAGGAGGACAACCUCAAGGAUACCGAACAAGGACCGUCAGAUGUCCCCGCUGCGCGAAAGCCGAAACAGAAGAAGAAGAAGAUCAAACUCUCAUUCGACGACGAGUGAACUUGUCCCAGGGCAUCGCCUUUUCUCUAUCACGAUAGAGAACCCUUCUUCUGUAGCUCCUGCGAAGAUUUUGUUCCUUUGCUGACCUCCCAGGGACGGUAUACUGUUACGUCACUCUGCCAAAUCAGCCCAGUAUGAGAGCAUUAGUAAAUACCACACAUCCAUCUACGAAUCUGCUGCUUGUCUUGUACUCGUAUAUAUCUACUUGCUACUACCCUGAUUCAUUAAAUUGGAUUAAUAA